Messenger RNA from Capsella rubella, 3392 nucleotides. RefSeq names its product FIP1[III]-like protein. The record is from RefSeq and is a predicted model, not a curated record. Gene Ontology annotation, biological process: mRNA processing. Bases 127 to 3159 code for a protein of 1010 amino acids. NCBI's taxonomy places the organism in Eukaryota, Viridiplantae, Streptophyta, Magnoliopsida, Brassicales, Brassicaceae. The transcript is spliced from 5 exons.
GUUAUCUGUCACUCCCAAAUCUCUUAUUAGGGGUUUAUGCAACUCAAGUGUUAGUUAGAGAUAGAUGCAAAAACCAGUCUAUUGUGAAAUUUCGUUUGUUCUUCGAGUUUUUCUUUUCUUUCUUCAAUGGAAUCUACUGAUGACGAUUUUGGCGAAGUGUACGUUGAUGACAAGGUUCAGGCGAGUGAUGCUUUCGCCGGCGAUGUAGGGUUCGUAAAAUCCUCUGAAGAAUGGGAGUGUGCUACGAAUUCCGGCGAGGAUAUGGGUUUCGAAGGUUCAUUAAAGCCUGAUUCGGAAGGUGAAAUCCAGAAAUCCGGUGUGGUGGCCAAGGGUUUGAGUCCGUGUGACGACGACGCUUGUGCUGUGAAUCUGACCGAGGAGUCGGAAUAUAGUGACAGUGAUAGUGACGACGAUUUGAAAAUAGUGCUGCAAGACGACGAUUCUAAGGCUGCUUGUGUGUUUAACACCAACAACGCUGCCAAUGCCGUCGAAGCAUCCAAAACUUGCUCCUUUCAGAGACGGUGGACUGGAUACGCUGCAGCUAACCAUGCUUCUAUCGAUCCUUCUUUAGGAAUGUCUCAAUGUGGAUAUAGUUUCUCAAACCUUUGGUCCAGGACACCUUUUGAUGUAAAUUACGAUGUGUUCGAGAAGAAGCCAUGGAGGAAUCAUGGUACGAAUACCAGUGACUUCUUUAAUUUUGGGCUUAACGAGCAAACCUGGAAAGAUUACUGUAAACCCUUGGGAAGAGCAAUUGAGGUUGGAGGUGGAACUCUUGAGCGAAUACCUUCUGUAGAUAUGCGUCGUCCACGUGAAUCAGACCCUGAUGUAGUGAUACAGAUCCCAGUCACUAAUGAUGUUGAGGAGAUAUCUAUCAUGACACCUGAGAAAGCAAGGUCUCUCAACAUAACAUCAAAUGAAGCAUCUAGAAGUGAGGGUUCGCAUAAGGAUUUGAACUCAGUCGAUGAUUCGCCAACAGAUGAAACUUUUGUGGGGUGUCAAGAUGAUAACGCUGGAAGUUUCAGUGGCGAGCAAUCUCCUCCAACAGAGAAUUGCUGCAGUAGGGAAUUAACACCAUUUGAUAAGGAAAUGGUUGAGGAUGAGAAAGAAGAGAGUUUUUCCAAUUCUGAUGAGCCAAAUCCAUCCUCAGUGGAGAAGGAAUCAUCUCUUGGAGAUCGCAUUCGUCUGAGCCCUACCUCUUCCUGUUCUAUUGGUAAAAAUGAGGAAUCUGAUGAUUAUGACACAGAGUCAUUGAAAGACAGUGCUACUGAUGAACAACGUGAAGUCAGUACCCCACCAAGACAACCUAGACUUGCAGAACAUGAAGAAAUUAGUAUCCAAAGAGGAGAAAGGAGUGGUACAAUGGAUUCCAGACACGGAAGAUCUCACGAAGAGUCGAGCAAAAAGCACUAUGGGAGAGCUGGCUAUGCUGAACAUGUGAGAAUAAAACACAGCAUUGUUAAGGAUGCAUCGCCUACUCCAGAUCCAGGUCGUGGCAGAAGAGUUCGUUCCCGACAUGAAAGUUUGUAUCAUGAUUCAAACAAAAACUGGCAGAAUGGACCACUUGUUACAUUAGAAAGGGAUGAGACUGAAGGUAAAGGCUUUCACUACUCAAAUAGAGAAAAACGUCAUGAUAGAUUGUAUCCAUCUGUGGAUCAUGCUCGGCAUAGAGAGCAGAGGUUUGGUUGGCGCAGCAACAACAAAGAAUCAUCACUGGGUCGAUGUUUUGAUCAUUCUAAUAGGUACAACUGUGAGACGCGUCAUACAAAGUAUACCUCAUAUUCAUCCUUCGAUCUUAAUCAGAGAAAUUCUAGAUCAAAUUUUAAAGAAGAGGAUGAUCGAUAUGGUUGGCAUCAAUGUGAAAGAAAAUAUGUGCAUGAAAGAAGUCCCGUCCGAGCCUACGAGAAUAACAAAGAAAGAAACGGGUAUGAUUGGCCAAGAGAGCCUUAUUAUGAGGACUUCAUACCAAGUACUGACAUGGACUAUAGGUACCAGUCAAAGUACCCUUCUGAAUAUGCAAUCCGUAACCUCAAACAAAAUCCCGAGAAUGAUCUUCAUUGCAGAAGAAGGGAUGAUUAUGAUUAUAAUCUGCAUCGUCAUAGAUUUGAAGAUGAAUGUCACAGGGAAAGUAGAAUUCCAUAUGACAGGGAGAUGCGUUCUUUUGCUGAAGUGGAAAGGAGAGAAUAUCAAGGGUAUAAAAGACAUGAGGAAUUAUCUGAAAUAGAGAAAAGACGACGUUACACUCAUGACUGGCAUCUUGAUAGAUUUGUCUCAGAGGAAGAUGGUUAUACAUGUAGAACCCAAGAUGCUUGGCCCUCACAGUCUUUAUCUUUGAGAGAUUCUUGGUAUACAAAUGAAGCAAAGGGUAAUUUCUGGAGAGAUGAGAUCAGAGACUUCAGAACAGUUGAGGCAUAUGAGAGCCAGAAUGACCAAUUUCAUAAGACUGCACCGAGAGAUGGUUGUACACAGAAUCGUGGCCGUAGCGAUAAUGUGAGCAUAAAAGAUAGACUGAAGUAUGAUGAUGGUUGGGUUUGUCCUGAUAGAGGGAGUUAUAAGUUGGCAGAUGACAUUCAAUAUUCAAUGACAGAAGUUACUCAUUCUGAGCAUCCAUCAUAUACUGAUGAGAUAUUACCCGGUGACAUAAGGAUACCAAGACAUAAUCGCAUGGCUAUCAAACAAAGGUCUGGAUACCUUAAGAGCCAUGAAUAUAUUCAUGGAAUUGAUGAAAGACAUCACAUAUCCAAAAGGCUGAGAGGAGAUGGGCAUGCUUUCAUCAAGCGUCAGGAUCCGGUAGACUUAGCUGGUAGGCAAGGAAAGGUCUCUAACCAAUCAAAAAGAGGAUUCUCCAAUGGCCAAGACAUGAUAGAACAACAGGAUCGUGAGAAAUCAGGAAAGAUAAUCUACAGAAGUGAAGAGAAAGCUGUGAAGAAUCAAUAUAUAAAUGAUAAAGAAGAAGGCGAGAUCAUAGAAGAAGAGAUGCAAGUGAAAGUUGUUGAAAUAGACAAGGAACGAAUACAAGAGAGUCUGAAGAAGAUGGAGAAACGGAGAGAGAGGUUCAAGGAAACCAAACUGGCCAGGACUGUAGAAGCCACAUUCGAAUCUCAAACCGAACCGAGUAAUCAACAGAGACCGGCUAGAAAGAGGCGAUGGUGUGCAAGUUAAAAGAUACUGUAUGAUGAUUGACUUCCCUGUUUCAGGUUAACACAGUAACGGUUUAUGGAUGGUAGGCUACAGAUAUAUAAACCGAUCAAUUAAAGUGGCUGUUCUAUUUCUAUAACAAAAGUCACGAAACCGAACAGUUGGCUGUGACCUGGUUUUUGGUUUUCAAGUGAUAAUCUUGCUUGUGGUUUUGUUUUUGACUAUAAUUUUUAACUAGAAGAUUUGACUCUGACCAA